This is a messenger RNA of Ananas comosus (pineapple), 2368 nucleotides long. Its product is annotated as probable phytol kinase 2, chloroplastic. Gene Ontology annotation, molecular function: kinase activity. The record is from RefSeq and is a predicted model, not a curated record. NCBI's taxonomy places the organism in Eukaryota, Viridiplantae, Streptophyta, Magnoliopsida, Poales, Bromeliaceae. The transcript has 8 exons. The coding region runs from base 1471 to 2127 and encodes 218 amino acids.
AUUCUCUCUAUUCACCCUUUUCCUCUUCGUAUUGGAUUCGUGGUUUUGAUCUGUGGGUUUUGAAGUUCAGUUAGGGUUUUAUGUUGGUAUUUAUGAAUUCGAGGUUAGAGAGGAGUCGAACUAUAUAUUUGGGUGUUGAUUGAAACUUUGUUUGUUUGCUGCUUGAAUCUAACCCGAAGUAGUUCAAUCUGAAGAUUCUAAGGAAAGUAGAGUGUAAUAAGCAUCGGAAAGCUUUAUGAAGUAGGAGGGUAAUAGUGUGGUGAUAUUUUGAGUGCAGAUAACAAUCCAAGGAAUUGCUAGUUAGCAAGGAUUUUCUCUUGAUAAUUCUUCGCCACCAGAAAAAAGGAAAAAAAAAACUUUUGAUAGGAGCUAUAAUUCACUCCAAAGAAAUGAUUGCAGUAGAAAAAGGAGUGGAAAUUUUUAGGAUAUGGUUUGGAAAUUGGAACUGGAGGAAAAUAAGAUUGACAGGUUAUGGAAUGCCUAAUUAAUCACAUUUAGGUGCGCAGUUAAAUAUGUACUUUUAGUGUCGGAUAUUUGAUAAUAUUGCUUGCACAUGAAAUCCAUGUUGUUGGAUGGUGUUCAUUAUUAUGAAAUGCUAGUUUAAACCUAGAGAUUUUAAUAUUUCUUGCUAGGCUACGAUUUUCUAAGUAUUUAUGUAUGUGUCAGUCAUGUCAAUCUUGGUUAGUAGGAAAGGUGCAUUUAAUGGUACAAGUUUAACAUUCGAUGAGCUUUAUGAUUUAUAAAGAACUUUUGAGAUGCCUCAUAAGAAUUUUUGCAGUUAUUAGUGUGGAGGCAUUGGGUAUUGAAUUUGUUGCCUUAAGGUUCAGACAUCACUUGGUUCAUCACCUAGAAGUUGGAGACUUUAUCUGCCUCUCGUUAUUGCUCAGUUGCUUGAAAAUAUCUUGAACCACUUAAAAUCUACUUGUAAUUGUGGUAAAGGCGUUGGAAUGAUCGGUUUAGUUAUGGUUCCUAGGACCCUUACCAUUUCUCUUGUGCAUCAUUUUAUAGGUACAGAUCGUCUGCCGAUUUUGUUGUGCAAGUUGAUGAUUAAAAUCAUGUUAUAAAUAUUAUAGAAUGCUUAUCAAGUAGAUUUGCAAGGUUUCGACAAUUUAACUAGUUACAUUAAUGUGCUAUCUGUAGCAGGGUAUUGAUACUCUUGACUUGCACGCCUAGUUGAAGCUAAGGAACUACUUAGACAAACUGUGAUAGUGCAUGAAACAUGAUUAUGCUGCUCCCAACAAACUUCUACUUUACUGUAAAGCGUCUCACUUCAUUAUAGCAUGCAUAUUGCAGAUCGAUUCUUUGUCCAUUUUAGAUCAGCUUAUCAGCUUAUCAAAAUUGUAUGAAGAAAUUCACGCCCAAGUUUAUAUGUUUGAAGGAAGAUCUCUCUAUCCUUUACACAAAACAAUCAAUUCCAUUCUAUAUGCAUUCUAGGUACUGAAUCGAAAGCUUGUGCAUAUAAGCGUCGGGAUGGUAUUCUUGCUUUUCUGGCCUCUGUUCAGCUCAGGAAGCUAUGCUCCAUUUUUUGCGGCACUAGCACCAGGGAUCAACAUUAUAAGGAUGCUUCUAAUAGGACUUGGUAUAAUGAGAGAUGAAUCUGUCGUCAAAUCAAUGAGCAGACACGGAAAUUAUAGAGAACUUCUGAAGGGUCCAUUAUACUAUGCUUGCACCAUAACAUUGGCUACCGCGAUAUUUUGGCGGACGUCUCCCUUAGCAAUAGCCGCAAUCUGCAACUUGUGUGCUGGAGACGUAGAUCUGAUGUGUGCCCAUGGAAAAAGGCCAUUUUCUAGGUGGUGCUUCGAAAAAUGCGUGGCUGACAUAGUAGGACGACAAUUCGGAAAGGAAAAACUUCCCUACAAUCCCUCCAAGUCCUACGCGGGCAGCCUUGCGAUGUUUCUCGCAGGCUUCAUAUCUUCUAUCGGGUACAUGCAUUACUACCAUUCAUUCGGGUUCGUCGAGGAGAGCUGGUUCAUGGCUCUGGGGUUCUCUCUCGUGUCUCUUGCGACGGCUUUUGUCGAGUCGCUCCCCAUCAGUUCGGAGCUCGACGACAAUUUGACGUGUAAAGCACCUUUUCCAUGGAGAAGGGAAGAGUUGGUAGUAGUGACUUGCCCCUUACUGAUCAAAUAAUGAAGCGAAAUAAUGGUGUAAGAGUCCCAAAAGGAUUUCGCAAUGAUUGUGAGACAACCUCUUUAUUUUCUACUCUCCACCGUUUGUACCCUAAGGCCUACCCUGGACGUGACAGCGAAUUGGUCCAUCACACGUGAUAUGAGUGUCCUCGUAUAGCUUUUGUUGCAAUCAAGGGCGGCAAAUCAUUCAUGUUGGGUUGUCUACUAUUUGCUGAUGAAAAAAAAGUUACUCGUACACUGCA